This is a messenger RNA of Anastrepha obliqua, 1803 nucleotides long. RefSeq names its product protein gooseberry-neuro (gene gsb-n). NCBI's taxonomy places the organism in Eukaryota, Metazoa, Arthropoda, Insecta, Diptera, Tephritidae. The record is from RefSeq and is a predicted model, not a curated record. Bases 57 to 1502 code for a protein of 481 amino acids. Gene Ontology annotation, biological process: regulation of transcription by RNA polymerase II; anatomical structure development. The transcript is spliced from 5 exons. Gene Ontology annotation, molecular function: RNA polymerase II cis-regulatory region sequence-specific DNA binding; DNA-binding transcription factor activity, RNA polymerase II-specific.
AUUUAAAAAAAAAGUUCCUGUUAAGACACAACGCAAAGCUUCAUAAAAUUCACAAAAUGGAUAUGACCAGCGCGAAUUCGUUAAAUAUGCGUCCUUUCUUCUCCGGCUAUCCAUUUCAAGGUCAGGGUCGCGUCAACCAACUUGGCGGCGUAUUCAUUAACGGAAGACCGCUACCGAAUCAUAUUCGUUUGAAAAUCGUCGAAAUGGCCGCUAACGGCAUAAGACCCUGUGUGAUCUCACGCCAGCUACGCGUUUCGCAUGGUUGUGUGUCGAAAAUAUUAAAUCGUUACCAGGAAACCGGUUCAAUACGGCCGGGUGUAAUAGGCGGUUCUAAACCGAAGGUUACAUCGCCGGAAAUUGAAACGCGUAUCGAGGAGUUGCGCAAAGCGAAUCCAGGCAUAUUCAGUUGGGAGAUACGCGAGAAACUGAUCAAGGAGGGCUUCACCGAUCCACCAUCCACAUCGUCCAUCAGUCGCCUAUUGCGAGGUAAUGAUCGUACCAGUGAAGAUGGACGCACGGAUUAUAGCAUACACGGCAUAUUACGUGGACGCGACUCGGACAUCAGCGAUACCGAAUCGGAGCCUGGCAUACCGCUGAAACGUAAGCAGCGUCGUUCGCGUACCACUUUCACCGCCGAACAAUUGGAGGCGCUCGAACGCGCCUUCACCCGCACUCAAUACCCCGAUGUGUAUACACGCGAAGAGCUCGCACAGACUACCGGUCUCACUGAGGCGCGCAUACAAGUGUGGUUCAGCAAUCGACGCGCUCGCUUACGCAAACAUUCCGGCGGCUCUGGCACGCAUGGCCUCUCGCCCAUGAAUGGUGGCGGUAGCGGCGCUGUGGGAGUACCUGGUGGUGCGGUGGGUGUACCUGGCAGUGCCGCGACAGCACCGCUCGGCUUUGGUUCACUUGCCGCAGUCGGUUCAAUGUCUGGCUAUAGUCCAGCCGCUGCGAGCACGGCCAGCGCCGGCAUGAAUGACAAUCACGCCGCGCAUGCAGCUGCAGCCGCGGCAGCAGCGGUAGCACAUCAUCCGCAUCAUCAUACGCAAAUGGGCAGCUACGAUUUGGUGGCGCAGUCGGCGCAACAUGGAUUCGCUAGCAGUUUCCAGCACGGGCACUUUGGCGGGCAAAAUUACUAUCAUCAGGAUUAUUCCAAGCUCACAAUCGAUGACUUCUCCAAAUUGACAGCUGAGAGCGUAUCGAAAAUUUCGCCUUCCCUUUCGCAUCUCACCGGUGAAAACUAUUCGAAACUGGAGCCCUCCACGAAUUGGUCGCAGGCCGCCUAUCAUCUCAACCAGUCGGCAGCAGCUGCGGCUAACUAUAAUGCGGCCGCCGCGCAUCACGCGCACGCCGCUGUUGCACAGCAUACGCUCAACGAUUAUGCGGCGGCUGGCGUGGCUGCGGCGGCUCACAACAAUCAACUGAAUAGUGCAGCAGCAGUGGCCGCGGCGGCUUACAAUCACCCGCUCCCCGCGCAGGGGCAAGCGAAGUAUUGGCAAUGAAGUUUUUGCGACGGUGCGGGGUAGUUAAAGAAGAAAUUAGAUAUUUAAGAGAAUAGUUUAGAAUUCUAGAAACAGUUGAGGUUGUGGCGCGAAACAUUGAAAUGUGGCACGCAGGCGCAAUUUUGUGAGAGAAUUCACGGUGUCCUUAUUUUUUCUGCGUUCACAUUUUAAUUAUGCAAAUUUUUAUAUAAAAAAGAGAAUAUUUGGAAUAUUUCAGUGGCAUUAACUUAUAAAACAUACAGCAGCCUUAUUAUCGAAUAUUUGAAAAUAUAUUCCACCUAUUAAAAAUCUGUGGAACAGU